Molecule: messenger RNA, 550 nt
Organism: Rhinichthys klamathensis goyatoka
Lineage: Eukaryota; Metazoa; Chordata; Actinopteri; Cypriniformes; Leuciscidae
Gene: cfap90
Product: cilia and flagella associated protein 90
Exons: 3
Coding region: 61-471 (136 amino acids)
Source: RefSeq, a predicted model, not a curated record
GUUGUCACUGUGUGUAGAAAUGUUACCUCAGCUCUCUAGUGAUAAAAGUGCGACUGUGUAAUGGACGUUUUAUCCGAAGCGAAGUCUAAACCACUUUCCUCUCUGUCUGUAUUCAGCUUUAUACCAGCCAGAAGGACAGAGCCCAAAGAAAUGCGUUAUUUCAACUGCAGCCCCAGGGCCCCAGAGAGGUCUCUAUAUGACUGUUUACAUCAGAGCACUGAGGGCUAUGAUAACAAACUCCACCGAGAUGACAGAGAGCACGCCAAAUCCCGAGGCCUGGACAUCUUCAGUGAGGAAUCAUCUAGACCAGCACCAGUUCUGUCGUCAUCAGAGUAUGGCCAAUAUUCUCCACUACAGUCCGACUCAGGGGGGAGCUUUGCUCGUGUUGCUCACAUUCGUUCUGAUUUCUACAGCAAGAAUGGAAUCACCUGGACUGUGGAGGAAGGCUAUGGAUCUGUGACACCCGUCUAAACGUGUCUCUUACUCAUGGUCACAUCUUUGAGCGCACAUUACAGUUAAUGUCAAAACAAAUGUCUGUGCAUUUACUGUA